AUGAAGUUCGCGAUCGUCGCCAUUGCCUUGGUAUUUGGUGUUCAAGCCUUGGUACUACCACAAGAUAUCGUUGAGAGGGAGACAGGAAUCACCAGUAUGUAUCCUACCCACAUUAAUUCCAAACAACAGUCUCCCCACAAAAAUACUCUUCCCGUUAACCCGGUUAAGCAACCACUAAUGGCCCCACAGAAAACCCUGAUGGAUCCACCACUGUUGGAGAUAAAAACACUGGAAUCACCACUAAUCCAAACGGUCAGACGAGUGUAGGUGGCAAAAAUGGCAUCAAUAUUGGUGGCAAGGCAGAGACGGGCAAAAAGGGCAACGGAACUGAAAGUGUUGCGCCAAAAAAAGAAGGUAAGCCGGAAGUAGAAUCCAAGCUCACUAUCGAUGGAAAAAAACCUAAGGAGAACGAGGAGGCAAUUGAGGAGUUUCUGAAAGCAACUGGUGGAACUAAAAAGGAAGAGAAAGAAGAAAAGCUCGCUAAAGAGAAACCAGGAGAAGGGGCACCCGCGAAAGAGGGCGAAAAAGCUCCAACUGAAGGUAAAUCAGUCUCUCGUUCCUGUUCAAGAGAUUAAAACUGACAAUGAUACCUUAUCAGGGGGCGCUCGAGAAGGAAAUACAACAAGACCCGCUGAAGGCGGUGGAUCACAGGGACUCAUUGAUUUGAUCAGUACGUGCAAACUUCGUCCAAGACCCAAUGUAAUGUGUGUGAGUACAAGCCAACUGAGAAUAAUCAGACGCUCUCCAAGGCGCAAGCGGCGGUAACAAGCCCAAGAAUGGCACUGGAACUGAGGGUGGAAAACCAGUGGCAGAGCCCAAAAAAGAGGGUGAAAAACCGGCAGGAGAGCCGAAGCCAGCAGGAGAACCGAAACCUGAGGGUGCAAGACCUGAGGGUGCUAAGCCUGAGCCUGCGGGAGAAGCAAAGCCAACAGGGACAGUGAAGCCCGAGGGGGGCAAGCCAGCAGGAGAGCCUAAAAAAGAGGGUGAGAAGCCUGAGGGGGCCAAGCCAGAACCUGCUGGAGAAGCGAAACCAACAAGCACAGCAAAGCCUGAGGGUGGAAAACCAGCGGCAGAGGAGCCAAAGAAAGAGGGUGAGAAGCCCGAGGGGACCAAGCCAGAGCCUGCGGGAGAAGCAAAGCCAACAAGCACACCAAAGCCAGAGGGUGGAAAACCAGCAGGAGAGGAGCCAAAGAAAGAGGGUGAGAAGCCAGCAGGAGAGCCCAAAAAAGAGGGUGAGAAGCCUGAGGGGACCAAGCCAGAGCCUGCAGGAGAAGCAAAGCCAACAAGCACACCAAAGCCAGAGGGUGGAAAACCAGCAGGAGAGGAGCCAAAGAAAGAGGGUAAGAAGCCAGCAGGAGAGCCCAAAAAAGAGGGUGAGAAGCCUGAGGGGACCAAGCCAGAGCCUGCGGGAGAAGCAAAGCCAACAAGCACACCAAAGCCAGAGACUGGAAAGCCAGCAGGAGAGGAGACAAAAAAAGAGAGUGAGAAACUAGCAGGCGAAUCGAAGCAUGAAGCAGAGGGUGAAAAGCCAGCUGGAGCUGGAGUGGAACUAAAGAAAGAGGGCGAGCAACCAGCAAGCGAAAGCACAGGUGAACCUCAACCAUCCGGAGGCGUAGCAGGAGAAAUUCCUGAAGCCUCCGAGGAAGGUGGAGAAGCCCCAAGAUCUGAAGGUAAGUAGUCCAAUCUCGUCAACUGCAUAUCACAAACUAAUAUUUCAUAGGCGGGAAAGGUGGAACUGAACCAGCUAAGAAUGAACCCAGUGGCGAGAAGCCUGCCCCAAAACCAGAGGGAGCGAAGAAUGGAACCGAGCCGGCUAAGGAAGUGAAGGGUGAGCCGAAUGGUGAGAAACCUGCACCAGCAACGGAGGGUGGUAAGAAUGGAACUCAGCCGGCUAAGGGCGAACCUAAGGGUGAACCUAAGGGUGAACCUAAGAGCGAACCUAAGGGCGAACCUAAGGGUGAACCUAAGAGCGAACCUAAGGGCGAACCUAAGGGCGAACCUAAGGGCGAACCUGAGGGCAAACCUAAGGGCGAACCUAAGGGCGAACCUGAGGGCAAACCUAAGGGCGAGAAGCCUGCUCCAAAACCGGAGGAAGCUAAGAAUGGAACAGCACCAGCGCCAGCGAUUGAUCCUGCGAUUGCUGAGGAGGCUGCGAGACUUAACGAAGAAGGAAGGAAGUUAGCGGAGGAAGGAAGGAAGUUGGGAGAGGAGGGGAGGAAGUUAGGGGAGGCGGCGAGGGGAAACGCGAAUGCAACGACACCUGCAAAUCGUCCUGCUGGUUCGGCGGCACCUAAGUUACGAUGA
This is a messenger RNA of Hymenoscyphus albidus, 2304 nucleotides long. NCBI's taxonomy places the organism in Eukaryota, Fungi, Ascomycota, Leotiomycetes, Helotiales, Helotiaceae. The record is from the annotation of a GenBank genome assembly.